Messenger RNA from Hepatospora eriocheir, 609 nucleotides. The record is from the annotation of a GenBank genome assembly. NCBI's taxonomy places the organism in Eukaryota, Fungi, Microsporidia, Hepatosporidae.
AUGGACAAAGAUCUUAAGUGGAUAACAAAACCCGAAGUAAACAUACCAAAUUAUUAUAAAUUAGAACUUGAAGUUAAUAAAGAUAAUAAAAAACACGAUGAUCGUUUAGAUAAUGAUUUUAAGAAAGUUUAUAUUGAUCCAUUGGAAGUAAUUAAUAUAAGCGUUCUUGAUGAGAUUUUAAAUUUUGAGUCUAAAAAACUACAAUUUUUAAAAGAAACUGAUGUUAUUGAUCGAAGGUAUUUUGUUAAGAAAUCUGAAAGAUCAGAAGCUUUUAAAAGAAUUGAACAACAUAAUAAGUUAACAUCUGUAUUUAAUUAUCAGCGACAUUUACAAAAUUCAUUUAAUACUGUUGAUGAAAAAGAUAAUGAUGUAAUAGAAGAAUAUCCUCUCUUCCUGAAUAAUGAAAACUAUAUACUGGUAUCAGGAUUACCUAAUACAGAAUUUGAAUUUUUUAAUUUGUUAGAAGAAGGUGAUGUUAAAUCAAAAGUAACUGUUAAUGGUUCUAAGAAAAGUUUUAUGAAACAAAAGAGCGACAAGUAUUUAAUUAUUAGUAUUAAGGAUGGGAAUGGAUAUUUUAAUUAUUGUGAUCAAAUACAUAAACUCUUUUAA